CCUUUUUUACGAAAGUUUCUGGCAGGGAGGGAACGUCAGAAAGUAAAGUCACAACACAAGCGACAUUUUUCAGUUCCUCACGCCGUUUAAAAGCGUCGUGCCGCUAUCCCCUGCCUUAUGGAGGACGACGAAACAAUUGUUCGAGUGCUAACGCGGGUUUAGCAGGCUAACAAACAUGGCGGCUCCUUCCUCCGGAACUUUGACUCCGUGACACGUGAGGACGAGGUAAAGAUAUCAUCAACAUGGCCUUAACCCCAGCAUGAGGGCUGGUAGGAGCAUCAUCAUCAUCAUCAUCAUCAUCAUGGAGAUCAGCACUGCCACCACCGUCCUUCCACAUGAAGCUGGGGACCUGCUGGAUCCCCCCGGUCCAUCAUCCGGCAUAUCCAUCAACAAACUCCUCCCGGCACUGUUCAAGUGCUUCGGCAUCAUAUUGUGUGGCUACGUCGCCGGCAGGGCCAAAAUCAUCACCUCCACCCACGCCAAGGGUUUAGGCCACUUUGUGUCAACGUUUGCCCUACCUGCGCUCCUCUUUAAGAACAUGGUACUGCUGGACUUUGGGAAUGUCAUCUGGCCCUUCAUCUGGAGUAUCCUGGUCGCCAAAGCGUCGGUGUUUGCCGUCGUUUGUGUCCUCACACUGCUGGUUUCCAGUCCAGAGAGCCGCUAUAGCAAAGCUGGACUCUUCUCAAUAUUCGCCACCCAGAGCAAUGACUUUGCUCUGGGUUUCCCGAUUGUGAAAGCCCUAUAUCAAAGCACAUAUCCAGAAUACCUCCAAUACAUCUACCUAGUGGCACCUGUAUCGCUAAUGCUGCUAAAUCCCAUCGGCUUUGCCUUUUGUGAGGUCCAGAAAUGGAAGAAUCAGGGAGACCACCAGCAGGGCAAGCUUCUGAUUGUGGGACAAGUGGCUUUGCAAGUCCUUAAGAACCCUAUUGUUUUUAUGGUCAUCAUUGGCAUCGCGGCCCAUUUUGUUCUGCGCCAGACCAUUCCCUCAUUCAUGUCCGACUUUGUGGAUGGUUUGGCCAACUCUUUUGAGGGAGCAGCUCUGUUCUACUUGGGUCUGUCCAUGGUGGGCCAGCUAAAGAAUCUAACCAGGUCAACUGUUGUGACGCUGAUACUACUCUUGACAGCAAAAUUGUUGCUGAUGCCUCUUAUUUGUAAAGACAUGGUGGAUCUUCUGGACAACACCAGCCCUGUCAACCACUCAAGCCUCUCGAACUACGCUUUUCUUUACGGAGCCUUCCCCACAGCGCCGAGCGUCGCAAUCUACGCUGUGUAUUAUAACUCCCAGCUGGAAGUGAUCAUUUCUGGGAUGGUGAUCAGCACUUUCCUCUCAGCUCCAAUAAUGUUUACCUCAGCCUGGCUGCUCACGCUCCAUUGGAUGGAUUCUAGGCUACUGAUGCACGCACUGCAGGAUGUCUGCUUUUAUAUAAGCAUUGCCAGUUUAGUGGCACUGUUGUGGACCAUCGCAGUCAUGCUUUUUAAAAAGGCAUUCAAGAGGCUACCUGACAUGUUUACUGCAAACCUUUUCUUGGCACAGUUUCUCACCUGUUUUGGAAUGAUCCUGUGGAAAUUUGUGGCGGAGAAAGACAACUUUAUCUGUCAGAUCUUGACUUUUACGCUACUGAGCACCUCACUCUACAGCACUUAUGUCUGGCCAGCUUUCAUUGCACUCUCUCUGGUGCUCCUGAGCAGGUUUGACAACUUGAAAGUUUCAACAGGAUGGUUUAUAUUUGCCAGCUGGGGGAUCCCUGCCUUCAUAACUGCCGUGUUACUUAUUUGUGGGGAAAAAAUGCCUGACACCGUGGACUCGUCUGUCUUUUACAGCAAACCACAGAUCAUCUGCACCACAAUAGUGCUGUCGCUUAGUUUACUAUUAGGGGGGAGCUCCCUGCUGUUUCUGGGUAGAGGAAGCUGGGCCCAAAAGGACAGAAGUGGAGGGGAUAACACAUCUGUGGAGGACCUUGUGACUGAAACUGAACAGGACAGCCAGUCUUUGUUUGAGCCAGAAGCCCGUUCAGAAGAUCUUAACACAGGUCAAAAUGAGAAUAGCAGUGAGUCAACGACCUGCCUUGUCUUUAGAGUGGACGAGCAGCAUCAAAAUGAACAUAAACAAGUGGCCCGUCACGUGCUCUUAUGUUUGUUUCUGGGUGUCAGCUUGCUAGCAAACUUGUGUAGCUGUGUGUGGUUGCUCUUUCACAAACAUACGGGCAGACUUUACGUGGAGCUGCAAUUCUUCUGUGCAGCUGCUAAUUACGGGCAGGGUUUUCUCUCCUUUGCACUCUUUGGACUGGACAAACAUUUGAUUAUCCUGCCGUUUCGGAAGAGGUUGCACCUGCUGUGGUAUGGAAAGAAGCAAGGAGAGCAAACACGAAGUGAUUUACCCGAGGAGGUCAGAAUGACCUGCACUGACUUUGUCAAAUACCAUAAAGUCAAGUGUUUUCAUGACAUUGUCAGAAAGAGAAGGUGUGGAAUGAGGACAACGGUGGACUGUUUCCUUGGCUGUGAACUUGUGGAGUGGCUUCAACAGGCGGGCUUAGCUCAGGAUCAAGGUGAGGCCUUACUCUACGGCACACGCUUGCAGCAGGGCGGCAUUCUCCAGCACAUGGAGCAGGAAUAUGCCUUCCAAGAUGGUCUGCUUUUUUACUCCUUUGUGACUUAAACUGUCACGCAGUGAUCACUUUAAUUUUAGCACAGUGUAAAGAUUGCUAUUUCACACACACGUGCUUGACAAAGGGCAUGCAGUAAUGCAUGAAACCACGUUAGUUAGCUCAGCUCGAUUUGAGAGCUCCGACAACAUUGACAGUUGUCCUAAUGCACUCUGGAAGAGAUCGUACUUAAGUUGACUCGCGUGUUUGUUAGAAAGGCAAAUGACAUACAUUGGAUCACAGGUGGAAAAUAUACUCACCAGUCAUGCCAUUAAACUGAACUACUGUAACCAAUACAAUAGCUGUGCCGCAAUUCUCCCUGUAGAAAAGAUACUAAUGUUUAGUUUGUACCAUUUGAGAGGCAAAUUAAUAACAGACUGAGCUGAUAAAGUACAAACCACAAUAACCAACCACCAUAGGGCAUGAACACAUUAAGUAAUUAUUUGGCAAUAAGACACAAUACAAAAAUGCCUAAUUUAGUCACUUGUGACAUUUAAUCACCUCAUGAACUGAUGGUCAAUACAUAGGUCAGUUUUAAAAUGAUAGCAUUGACAACUUUUCAUCUUCCAGUCAACACAUGCACUUGAAUGUUCUUAUUUGAUGUCAAUAUGUGAGUGAAUAGAUGCAGGUUGUUUUGUAUCUAUUUGAAUUUUGUGUUCAUUCAGUUUAUAUUAUGAGUGUUUUACUUGUUUGUAGCAUGAAGACACAAGCAUUGUUACCAUGGUGAAUACAAAUAUGAUGCAAACAGUGUUGAUGGUUUAUAAGGGAUACAUUAGCACAUGCUUUUAUUGCCAAACAAGCAAAAUGUAAUUAGUUUAACUUAAAAAAACACCAUUAAGGCUCUGAAUAUGAUAUGUUGCACAUACUGUACACAUUACAUCUUCUCUCAGGUGAAUUUAAUUACAGGGAAACUAUGGUUUGUUUUUAUUGUGAAUUUGUUUAAGCAAGUGUUGAAUAUGACUCUUUAAUAAAAUAAUUGUCAUGCACGUGUGACACAUUUUGUAAAGUGUUGUGUAUUUAUAGAUUGUUCUAAAUAAACCUUACAGCUGCA
Molecule: messenger RNA, 3693 nt
Organism: Entelurus aequoreus (snake pipefish)
Lineage: Eukaryota; Metazoa; Chordata; Actinopteri; Syngnathiformes; Syngnathidae
Gene: gpr155a
Product: G protein-coupled receptor 155a
Exons: 15
Coding region: 260-2656 (798 amino acids)
Biological process (GO): intracellular signal transduction; transmembrane transport
Cellular component (GO): membrane
Source: RefSeq, a predicted model, not a curated record